Messenger RNA from Calidris pugnax (ruff), 9501 nucleotides. RefSeq names its product zinc finger, MYND-type containing 8 (gene ZMYND8). Gene Ontology annotation, molecular function: protein binding. Bases 358 to 3870 code for a protein of 1170 amino acids. Lineage: Eukaryota; Metazoa; Chordata; Aves; Charadriiformes; Scolopacidae. Gene Ontology annotation, biological process: regulation of DNA-templated transcription. The transcript has 23 exons. The record is from RefSeq and is a predicted model, not a curated record.
GGCAGCGACUCUCUGUGACAAUGCAAAUUCAAUGGUGUAACAGUUUUUGUGGAAAGGAGACAUGAAGUUUUUCCUAUUUAAGGCUCGGCUUAUCACAGUGUGUACAGAAAUCACACUCUCGGUAUAUGGUUGCUACGGAUGGCUCCUGCUUGCCAGAGCUGCACAAAGAUAAUCGCUCAGGAAGUGUUUCAGCCAAUCCCCUGAAGCUUUACAUUCAGAUUUACCGGAGUAGCCAAUCCGGGAUUAGCUUUUAUUAGGAAGACAGAUCAUCAAGCUGAAGUGCCAAGCCCUUUCUGCCUGAGUACUGAGAGCCUGUCCUCCAUGUUUUAUAAGUAUUGACAUAACACUGUGUUAACAAUGCAUCCACAGAGCUUGGCUGAAGAGGAAAUAAAGGCAGAGCAGGAGGUGGUGGAGGGGAUGGAUAUCUCCACUCGAUCCAAAGAAUUCUUCAUCGAUUUCCCUCACGACCAUUUAACGUACAUGCAUUCAGAGCUUUUGAGGAGGAGGAAAGAAGAGAGAAGUGACCCUCUAGAUGGAAAUCCUGGCUCUGCCGAACGCACAGCACAAAAAAGGAAAUUUCCCAGCCCUCCACAUUCCUCUAAUGGUCACUCACCACAAGAUGCAUCAACAAGUCCUAUAAAAAAGAAAAAGAAACCUGGUCUAUUGAACAGUAAUAAUAAAGAGCAGUCAGAACUAAGACAUGGUCCGUUUUACUAUAUGAAGCAGCCACUCACCACAGACCCUGUUGAUGUUGUACCACAGGAUGGACGGAAUGAUUUCUAUUGCUGGGUUUGUCAUCGGGAAGGCCAAGUCCUCUGCUGUGAACUCUGUCCUCGGGUUUAUCAUGCUAAGUGUCUGAAACUGACAGCGGAACCAGAGGGGGAUUGGUUUUGCCCAGAAUGUGAGAAAAUCACAGUCGCAGAAUGCAUAGAAACACAGAGUAAAGCUAUGACAAUGCUCACCAUUGAACAGCUAUCAUAUUUACUGAAGUUUGCACUACAGAAAAUGAAACAGCCAGGGACAGAGCCAUUUCAAAAGCCAGUUUCACUGGAUCAACACCCAGAUUAUGCAGAAUAUAUCUUUCAUCCAAUGGACCUUUGUACAUUAGAGAAGAAUGUUAAAAAGAAAAUGUACGGUUGCACUGAAGCAUUUUUGGCUGAUGCCAAAUGGAUUUUGCACAACUGCAUUAUUUACAAUGGGGGAAAUCACAAAUUGACACAAACAGCAAAAGUCAUCAUCAAAAUCUGUGAGCAUGAGAUGAAUGAAAUUGAAGUAUGUCCGGAAUGUUAUUUAGCUGCUUGCCAAAAACGAGAUAAUUGGUUUUGUGAGCCUUGUAGCAAUCCCCACCCUUUGGUCUGGGCUAAACUCAAGGGCUUUCCAUUCUGGCCUGCUAAAGCACUGAGGGAUAAAGAUGGGCAAGUUGAUGCCCGUUUCUUUGGCCAACACGACAGGGCCUGGGUUCCAAUAAAUAAUUGCUACCUCAUGUCUAAAGAAAUUCCUUUUUCUGUGAAAAAGACUAAAAGCAUCUUCAAUAGUGCAAUGCAAGAAAUGGAGGUUUAUGUUGAUAACAUUCGUAGAAAAUUUGGAGUAUUUAAUUACGCACCUUUCCGGACACCAUAUACUCCCAACAAUCAAUACCAAAUGUUAUUAGACCCUGCAAACCCAACUGCUGGAACUGCAAAGACAGACAAACAAGAGAAAAUCAAACUGAACUUUGAUAUGACGGCAUCGCCCAAGAUUCUAAUGAGCAAGUCUAUGCUGAGCAGCAGCACUGGUCGUAGGAUUUCAUUGACAGAUAUGCCACGCUCACCAAUGAGUACCAACUCAUCAGUUCACACUGGAUCUGAUGUUGAACAGGACGCGGAGAAAAAAGCCACUUCCAGUCAUUUUAGUGCCAGUGAGGAAUCCAUGGACUUUAUUGAGAAAAAUACAGCUUCUCCAGCACCAACAAGAACGGGUCAAGCAGGGAGUUUGUCAGGCAGCCCCAAACCUUUCUCUCCUCAAGCAUCAACGCCAAUUUCUGCUAAGCAAGAGAGAACUUCCACUCCAGGAAGCAUUCUGAAUCUUAAUCUUGAUCGUAGUAAAGCUGAGAUGGAUCUGAAGGAGCUGAGUGAGUCAGUCCAACAGCAGAGCACUCCCGUGCAACUCAUUUCACCAAAACGACAGAUACGUAGUAGGUUCCAGCUUAAUCUCGACAAGACAAUAGAGAGUUGCAAAGCACAACUUGGAAUAAAUGAAAUAUCUGAAGCUGUUUAUACUGCAGUAGAACACAGUGACUCUGAAGAUUCUGAAAAAUCCGACACCAGUGACAGUGAAUAUAGUGAUGAGGAUCAGAAAUCAAAGAAUGACCAAGAAGAUGGAGAGGACAAGGAAGGUACAAGAAGUGACAAAGAAUCAUUGAGCUUGAAAAAAAAACCUAAGCCUCCAGCACAGAGUGAAGACAAGGAGGAACUUAAAAGCACAAGUCCAGAAGUGGAGAAAACAGAUGAUCCAGUCAAAGAAAAGGCAAUUACAGACACUGAAAAAGAAUUUUCUGAAAAGGGAAAAAGUUUACAGCAUCCUGCAAAAGAAAAACUGAAAGGUAAAGAUGAAACAGACUCUCCAACUGUGCACCUAGGACUGGACUCUGAUUCUGAGAGUGAACUUGUCAUCGAUCUAGGAGAUGAUCAUUGUGGCCGUGAAGGAAGGAAAUCCAAGAAGGAAUCUAAAGAACCUCCUCCUAAACAUGACGUUUUAGGUAAAACUCCACCUUCCUCCAGUUCAAGCACCCAGCCUCUACCAGAAACUCCAGUCCUUACCCGCUCUGCAUCUCAGACUCCCCCAGCUGGUGUCACAGCCACGACUAGUGCUUCUUCUACUGUUAGUGCUCCGUCUGCCGCCACUGGGAGCCCUGUCAAAAAGCAGAGGCCUCUGCUGCCCAAGGAAACUGCCCCCGCUGUGCAGCGCGUAGUGUGGAAUUCUUCAAAUAAAUUUCAGACAUCUUCUCAGAAAUGGCACAUGCAGAAGGUGCAGAGGCAGCAGCAACAGCAGCAGAGCCAGCAGUCUCAGUCACAGCAGCCUCAGUCCUCUCAAGGGACAAGAUAUCAGACAAGACAAGCAGUUAAAGCUGUGCAGCAAAAAGAGAUCACCCAGAGCACUUCCACAUCCACUAUAACCUUGGUUACAAGUACUCAGCCAAUUUCUAUGGUUACCAGCUCUGGAUCUGCGAGUACACUUUCUUCCUCACUUAAUACAGACUUGCCCAUUGCAACUGCUUCAGCUGAUGUGGCUGCAGAUAUUGCUAAGUACACUAGCAAAAUGAUGGAUGCCAUCAAAGGAACAAUGACUGAAAUAUAUAAUGAUCUUUCAAAAAAUACUACUGGCAGUACAAUAGCUGAGAUUCGGCGUUUGAGGAUCGAGAUAGAAAAACUUCAAUGGCUACAUCAGCAGGAACUCUCAGAAAUGAAGCAUAAUCUAGAACUGACGAUGGCUGAAAUGCGUCAGAGUCUGGAACAGGAACGAGACCGGUUGAUCGCCGAGGUGAAGAAGCAGCUGGAAUUGGAAAAGCAGCAAGCAGUGGAUGAAACUAAAAAGAAGCAGUGGUGUGCUAACUGCAAGAAAGAGGCCAUCUUUUAUUGCUGUUGGAAUACGAGCUACUGCGACUACCCCUGCCAACAAGCUCACUGGCCCGAGCACAUGAAAUCUUGCACACAGUCAGCUACUGCAACGCAGCAAGAAACAGAUACUGAAAUUAGCACAGAAACGUUAAAUAAAUCAUCUCAGCCCAGUUCAAGUGUGCAGCCUACACCCACAGAAACAGCCAGCACCCCUAAGGAGAAGGAAGGUUCAGCUGAUAAAAGCAAAGAGAGUGUUACAGACCCAUCAGUGUAGCUUCUGGUCUGGAUCUUUCGAUACAAGUUGCCUUCUGAUAAGCAAUACUGACUGCAGCACUUCCAAGCCCUUCUUGCCUGGGGGUUCAGAGGCCAAGCUCAAGACCUGCAUUCAAAUCAACUUCCUUUAUCACAACAGACUGCCACUAGGGUACCACCAUGUUCCAUACACUGAUACAGCAAUUCAUCUGGAUCUACAGCUAACGGAGCAGUGUGCAGUUACGAAAUCCUCCAUAGCAUCUACUCUGAUAGUGUUCAGUAGGCAAGGAUGAGCAAAUGCUCUAAUAAAAGGGACUUAACAUUGCAUAUAUAGAAAAUGUUUAUAGAGAAGAUUCUGCUUUAUAGGUAGGGCUUGACUAUUAGCAAUUACAGCAUUGUUUUUCUUCUGCCCUUGCAAGAUUUAUUAAAUGAAAAAUUUUAGGGGGGGGGCCUGAUCCUUCAAACCCUUACACGUGAUCCCCCACAUCAGUAGGAGCCUUGUUGUAUUUUAAAAUAUUAAAAGCAAACUAAUUUUGUAGUAUUGUGAUUCCAGCAUGAUGUCUCAUUGAGAUAGUCCUAUAGAAUUGGGAAGCAUAGUAAUCUAGAGAGCUGUGUUCAUUUCUUGACACUUUUGCUACUGUCUGGUGUUAGAUCUCUGGGCUUGACGUGUCAUCUAAGGGAGUAGCUUGGGAAACAGAUCUGAAGAGGGGACAAGGAUGUGCUGUUCCACUGGAGUGCUUCGGUGUAGUUAAACUCUGGCUCAGUCUGUGUUCAUAUGCAUUGUCUGUGGCAGCACAACCUUUGUAUUACUGGGGAAAUAAGGAAUGGGAGAAAAUCCGUUACCUAAAACUUUUGCCAGGGAAUAUUCCAGUCAUACAGAUCUGGAAUUGCUUUCACAUAGAUGUUCUACCUGAAACAUCAUGCUGUAUGUGUUGAUCAUGUUCAUAAUUUGAAUUUUUGUUUUAUUAACAAAGAAGUAACCUGUGAAUUCAUUAAGACGCAAAAUUUUAACACAAACAAAACAUCCAACAUCAAUUUCAUAUUGCAAUAAUAAUAAUAAUAACAACUAGGUGGAAUUUAUGUAAAAGCUGAGACUUCUACUGAGGUUGCCUGUGCUGUCUCUGCAGAUAGCAACAGGUGUGACAAGCAACCAGCCUAUAAAACUGGUCCAGGUACCGCAGACCACCACCUAUAUUCCACCCACUCAACCCACAAUUGUAAGUACAACAUCAUCAUUUAAAGUCUGCAGUAGUGCUGUUCCUGGCAGUGAAAUUGCUCAGUAUUUCUGGGGGGUUGUCUCCGUCUGCUGUUCUAUCAAGAUAUGAAUUCACUGGUAUAGUCUCAACUUGCAGUGCAAAAUGUCUUAUUUUGCUGUGCAACAUUCCACCCUCUCAUUUCAUCAGUCGUUGUUACAAGGAUUCAGAGAUGGUCACCGAGUACAUUAGUUACUUGUCCGUUUCGUGUAUAUACUUGACCACACCAUCAGUGUAAAUAUAUAGAAUUCAUUUAAAAUAUCUUUAAAAUAUCUUUUUUGUCUAUGGUAUACUAAAGAUAUUUAAUUAAUUCUGAGCUAUGCUUGAUAUUCCUGUGACAUCUCAGUAAUUAUGAAGGAAAAUAUGCAUUCAUCAGCAGUGUAUCUCCCAUGCAGUCUUGCACAUUUGCGUUAUGAAAUUAUGAGAGAGAGCAUUGGAAUCAGACCUGGUUUUUUCCAUUAAAGACUUAAUCAAGGACACUUGAAUUCCCUAGAGUCAGUCACAGGAGAGGGGACAGAAGUGAGUUCCAUUUUUGUAUUUUAUGCAGCAUAAUAUCCCAUUCUCGCAGCGGGUUGUGUUCUGCAGUGCUGAGCUGAUUCUUCUCACCAAAAAGAAAGGUGCUGACCCCCUGCUGGCUCAGUGGUGGGUUCAACUGCAAAGCCCAUACGUGUGUAACUUCAGUCCAUUUUCUGUCUGAAGUUAGAUAAUUGGUAACAGUAACCAUGUACUAAUUUGCCAGUGUACUUCGGUCGCACUGAUUGUGAGGCCCCGCACCCCCCCCCGGCGGCAGGGUGUGUGUCUGUGUGUGUGAUGGCUGUGAAUACACACCCGCAGUGUGUCACAGCCACUCUCGUCCACACAAACCUUUCUGCUCUUAGUGGGGAUCAUGACUUUUCACAUUCCCAGCGGUGUUUUGGCUCAGCUGAGAGCACUGUGCACCUUCACAGCGUUGGCCCCGAGUUGCUUGGACUGAAUUACCGUAACAGCAAGGUUUUCUAUGUGUUUUAAAAUCAAUUAGCAAACAACAAAGACGUUAGGUCAUUUGUGAAUAGCUGAGAGGUUGUAAGAUCAUAAGGUGGUUUUGUGUAAUAUUCAGAAAAAUGGCAGUUACCUUCAUCGGAUUUCUGUAAUACAAAGUGUAUUGAGUUAAUGUAAAGCAUCAUUGGAACGUCUGAAAGGUUUCAGCCUUUAUUUGUGCAUGUUUAAAACUUUGUACACAUUUGCAUUAGUCUUGCACAGCUACAGACACCUCUGUAUUCUAAUGACUGCACGUGCAAUUUAACUGAUUUUAAACCUUAGUGCAUGUUUAAUAUGUAUGCAAAAUGUACAUAUGUGUAAAACUGGCAGAGGUGGAAAAUUUACCUCUCAGGGAAUGAUCUUAACACAUUUUAAGGAGUCUCACACAUUCCAUAUCCUGAUUCACUAUAAGAACUGAAACUUAAUUUUUUCAUGUGUGUAAGUGUGUAUAUUUAAAAGUCGACUGUGGCAACCUUGAUUUCCCCACCUGUAGUGCUACCCGUGAUUUACAGAACGGCUUCUUUAGGGUUCAGUUUGCACUUUGUUUCCAACUAGGAAUUUCUUCCUCUGAACAACUUCCAGCGUAUCUUCUGGGUACCGUUUCCAUGGAACCCUCUGUACGCACCUGAAAUCAUUACAAAAUGGCAGCAAUCUUGAAUUUAUUUAGCAGAUUAAUUCCGUGUUUGGUUGUUAUUCUUUCUGCAGUUAAAAUAACGUACAAACAGGAAUUCGGUGUCUCUGCAUCCCAGGGAAUGGGAUGAGUAGGCUUCUGGAAGGCACAGGCUGUAGGCUGUGCUCCCUCCCAGCAGGGACACUGCCAUCUCUUGAAUCCCAGUAAGGCACUAAUGGUUCCUUAAAGCAGUGUGGGGAAACACUGGGCUUCAGUGAACUUGUAUUUCUUUUUCCGUGUUCUCUGGGGAAUGUCCCAGUACCACGGGGGGAAGAUCCGUGCAUCCCUUUCAGAUUCCUCAAAAUCUCACCUCCUGCUUCUGCCACAAAGCGCUGGGAGCCGAGGGGGAUGCAGGGGUUUGGGGGCCGGUCGUGCAGCACUGGAAUUGUAUCAAAACACAGUCUGUAAUGGCAUCGACAUUGCUAGACUUUCUCAUGGUGUUGGAGGAAGGUUAAGACACAGACUUCAGAUUCAAUAAAUCCUUUUCCAGAUCUUCCAGAGAGAUGUGACCGUGACCAGAUUGUUUAACAUUCUCGUGCCUUUGUCUCUGCAUCUGUAGAAUCACUGACCACCUCUAGAGAUGUCCCGAAACGUCCUUUGUCCAGAUUUAUAAAUCAUGAUCUGUAUGAUGGAAGUGAAAAGUUUAUUCUAUAUUAAUAUUUUUACAGGGUGUAUAAGACAGUUCCCAGUAAUGCUGAUGUUUUUGUUAUUGAUUUGUGCAAAAGUUUAACUUAAGUACUUUUUUUUUGUUCAAAUGGAUGUUCUUUGUUCUCUUCUGUGUGGACUGGAUGCAUGGGGGAGGGAGUUCCUUUGGGGAAAAAACUUUAAGUAACGUGUAACAAGAAUAUACUUAUAAACAAGGGUAUUUUUGUACUCCAGUUUGAUUUGUCAAAACUUUUUGAAAUGGCAAAGGAUUUUCUUAGCCCUUUUUCCUCUUCCCAUGUAUUAAUUUGGGGAAAAUACAUAACUGGACGUAGCUAUGAAAACCUGACUCUCCAAGCACAGACAGUGUGUACAGUACCUGUAGGAACCACCUGUCCCUCUAAUUACCUAGCAGUAAUAACGAUACAGAAACUCUUGGCUCUAGGAAAGUAAUACACUACUUUCUACCCCGGAAUGAGGUAAUAGUGCGGUAAUAAAGGUAUUAAUUCUUGGAACAAAAUUGGAACUUGUUCUGGAUUUUCCCUGGAAAAGAAAUCUCUAUUUCUGUGGUCAUGUUUAUGUGACCUUUAACAUAACAAUAUGUUUCUCUUGGUUUUAAUCCACAGACCAUUCCUGUGGUGGUAAGUCCUUCUGCUGGGACAGUGGCAAUGAGAACUGGAGUUCAGUAUGUUCAGACCACAAUGCCAGUCCAAGUACGAAGAGUCUAACUGCUAACAAGAAGUCCAUACACUUGUUGGAAUAAAUAAAUCUAAUAGAAAUGUGAAAAAUAAACAGUUCUUUGGAUUAACCUCAAAGGUUCAGACUUUAGCUUUGUAUAUGUGUACAAAGCAUUAACUACACUACAUUAAUGUAAAGCAUUAGCGCUGGCUUAGAAAAGCUGAGGACAGGUAAGAUCCAUAUUAAAUCUAUGCUUCUUUUGUAAAUAAUGUACAAUUUGUGGAUGUCAUUAAAGUUAGAGUACCAUCUCCUUUUUAUAUUUGUAUUGACUUUAACUUAUAAAGAGCGUUUGAAGUUGGAAAAGGAAGGUUUAAAACGGCCUUAUCACGAGCUAACACUGAAAACUGGUCUUGGGAAACGGCAGUUACGCGUCAAAUGAUAGAAUCAUGAGAAUCUGAACAACCUGGUUUGCAUUUGGGUUGAAAACAAUUCCUGCACUUUGAAACUCUUGUAGAAUUUCUUUGAGCAACCAAAUGAUGAAGGGUAUCUUUUUCGGUCAAUUGUAUUCGGCUAAUUCUGGCAUUUCCAAUCUGUGGACCUGAAAUCCAUAAAGAUUUACAUUGUUUUUUACAAUGACCAGACUGUUAAAAUUUAUAUUGUUUACAGGUUACAAUUAAGUUAAAAUUUCCUUCAGUCUAAUAUCAGGAAAGUUGGAAAGUGUAACACCAGCUGCUUGUAGCGCGGUCUCUGAUCAUUGAUGUCAAAGAUAGAGAAAAGUUUUUCCUAUGCUUCACAGUUCAGUUUUCUUUCUUUUAAAAUCCUCCAAAAAGGACUUUGAAAAGCUUUUUUGAAUGGAACAAGAACUAGGUGCAGAGAAAAACACGGAAACGUGGGCAAAGGACUUUGGAUGCUGGGCCAGAGCAUGUAUUAUUUAUAUGAUGGAUUUUCUGUUUUUAUGUAAGCAUGAAGCAGUACAGUAUGAGAGAGAGUAACCCCUGGAAACGCCGUCUGUUACACUUAUACUGUAGUUCCAUUUUGUAUGUUGUGUAAAACGAAAGCAUUGAACAAAGCAAAGGUGAUGUAUGUAUAUGAGAAAAUUAAUUGUAUGAUAUCAUUCCAGUACAUUCUGUUGUACAUUUUAGUCAUGUUGAUUUCUCCCAUUGUUUAUAAAAGGAUGCGGUUUGUACAGUCUCCAGCUAGUACCCACAUUAGAGGGGAAAAAUGUAUUAGAAGAAAAAAAAAGCGAGAACAGAAUAUUCGUGAAUUGCAGUUGUGUCCAAAAUAGCCUAGCUGGCCUUAUUUGUGAAGCAUAAUUGCUUUUAGCAUAUGGAAGUAUUUUUUCACAUUUUCUUUGUAUAAAAUUUGUAUUAAACUUAAAUAUCUUUUUUGACAA